Dermacentor silvarum is the source of this 1236-nucleotide messenger RNA. RefSeq lists its product as uncharacterized. The coding region runs from base 154 to 816 and encodes 220 amino acids. The transcript has 5 exons. Lineage: Eukaryota; Metazoa; Arthropoda; Arachnida; Ixodida; Ixodidae. The record is from RefSeq and is a predicted model, not a curated record.
AUGCGGGCCGUCCUCCAGGAUAAGAUAAGAGACAAAGAAAAAAAGGAUCGCGACCGCUCUGAGACGUAGCGUCAGCGGCGCAGGGCGGAUUCCCGUUUCAGUCGGCCGGAACAGCUUGCCAGAGUCAGCUGGAAAAGCUUCAAAACCAUCAAGAUGCAGAAGUCCUUCCUUAUUUUCGCUGCCGUUCUGGCCUACGCUUCUGCAGCAACUAUUAUGGACUCAAACGUGUUCAUGGACACGGUUCUUCAGCAAAAGAUGCCUUCCCUGGUUAGGGGAAACACCAGGCUAUACCCGUUCGCAACCAUCCCAGAUUUCCAGUUCAAGAUAAAGUCGACGGGCCUGUUCAACCGCGACCUGAAGGUCAACGCGACUGCGGGUGCCAUACGACACCUGGACACCGCGCCACACCGCAAGGGCAGCUGCCAGCCCCCGGUGCUGGUCGGAGGCAAGACCACCGUCCUCUGCGAACUCGACCUGAGCGGAAUCAACACCACUUUCACGGCCAAGACCAAGGGUGACAACCUUGCGGGCACGGUGAAGAGCAUCUGGGUGCACGUGAACGCCACCAAGGUGUUGACCGACUUCGAGGCGGCUGCGCUGCCGGGCAAGGACGCCAGCGUGCAGACGUUCCGCAUCAAGGAGCUCGAGCUGAAGACCAAGUACGACAAGUCACUCAGCCUCGGCGACGACCGCAAGAAGGACUUCAAGAAGGAGCUUGAGAAGAAAGUGCAGACCUCCCUGUACGAGGUCAUCUACAACGAGUACAAGCAGGUGCUCGAGAGGGCCGUCGCCGACACCUACUUUCCGCGAGCGUAGAACGUGCUAGAGGAGCACGUGAACGCGACGAAAUAUUUCGCACACACUCACACCAAAAAUUCUACGAAACUGGGAAGCGCGAGAAGUUUACUGCACGGUGGUUUAACUUUGAAAAUACAGUGCUUCGCUGUGAAAUUGCGUGAGUAAAUAUAUGUGUAUCCCAUUCCUAAAAGCACGUUUUGUUGCUUUUGAAGCAAGAAGCUUCAGGCGAGCGAGAAAAAAAAAAAAAAAGAGGCAGCAAAAUGCUCGUUAGCCUCAUGCCACUUCUGUGAUUUAGACGUACGGUCGACAGCAAAGUUGUGGUACUUUCUUUAUUUUUUUUUGAAGAAUUUCGGGGUGUACCCUAUGUAGUUCCUGUAAAACGAACAAACACACUUCCUGACUCUGAUGACAGAAAAUAAAAAUGCAUAAAGAAAAGGA